Molecule: messenger RNA, 1403 nt
Organism: Carassius carassius (crucian carp)
Lineage: Eukaryota; Metazoa; Chordata; Actinopteri; Cypriniformes; Cyprinidae
Gene: cant1b
Product: calcium activated nucleotidase 1b
Exons: 5
Coding region: 160-1371 (403 amino acids)
Biological process (GO): proteoglycan biosynthetic process
Molecular function (GO): calcium ion binding; GDP phosphatase activity; UDP phosphatase activity
Source: RefSeq, a predicted model, not a curated record
GCGUCGCGUUACCGGUGUGUUGGCAGCCGGCGGUUUGUUUCGGUCAGAACGGCUGAGGAAACGGUGCCAGAACCGGGAUGGAGCGGGGAUGAAACACAGCCUUCACGCACCGAGAUUAAACUUCCAAAUCUGACUGUGAAAUACAAGAGCGGGGACCCAAUGCACUCCAUGCGGGUUUCCGUUCGUGGUGUCUCCAUGUUCUCCUCCAUCACCAGCUCCAUCUCCGACCCACGUUUCCGCUUCCGAUGGAGAGCCAUCACGUUUGUGACCCUCCUGGCUCUGGCCAUCCUCACGUACCUGCACCAAUCGUCAUCGAGCUCCGCUGACAGCAAAGUUAGGAGUCAGCGCUCGUGGCGAACCAGCCGAGACGUGUCAGGCGCAGAGUCAGGCGUGAUGAGCGCGGCUGAAUCACUGGACUCGCAUUAUAACGACACGUAUCCGCUCAGUCCACCGGAACACACGGCCGGCGGGAUCCGGUACCGGAUCGGAGUCAUAGCAGACCUGGACACGAACUCACGCAGCCAGAAGGACAACACAUGGUUCAGCUUCCUGAAACGAGGCCACCUGCUGGUGUCCGACAGCGGGGACAGUGUGUCCGUGGAGUGGGAUCCGGAGACGGUGGUUCUGGAGAGUCAUCUGUCGGAGAAGGGCCGCGGGAUGGAGCUGUCCGAGCUGGUGGCGUUUAACGGGCACCUGUUCAGCGUGGAUGACCGUACGGGUGUGGUGUACCGGAUAGAGGGCAACAGAGCCGUGCCUUGGGUCAUCCUGCCAGACGGAGAUGGCUCCGUGUCUAAAGGUUUUAAGGCGGAGUGGUUGGCGGUGAAGGACGAGCGUCUGUAUGUCGGUGGUCUCGGUAAAGAGUGGACGACCAUCACCGGCGAGUUCGUCAAUAAUAACCCAGAGUGGGUGAAGGUGGUCGGUUUUCAUGGUGACGUGGAGCACGAGAACUGGGUACCGCAGUAUAACGCGCUCAAGAAAGCAGCAGAUAUCAAACCACCAGGUUAUCUCAUCCACGAGUCGGCCGUGUGGAGCGAGCGUCUCCAGCGCUGGUUCUUCCUCCCUCGCCGAGCGAGCUCUGAACGCUACGAGGAAACGGCGGACGAGCGCCGAGGCACAAACCUGAUCCUGAGCUGCUCGCCGGACUUCAGUGAGAUCUCAGCGUCACGCAUCGGGUCGCUCAAACCCACGCUCGGCUUCUCCUCCUUCAGAUUCAUCCCAGACACAGACGACCAGAUCAUACUGGCGCUCAAAUCAGAGGAGGACGCGGGACAAACCGCCACGUACAUCACGGCCUUCACACUGGACGGACGAAUCCUGCUGCCUGACACCAAGAUCGGAGACGUCAAGUAUGAAGGACUAGAGUUCAUAUAGACAGACUUCAAAACGGCAGGCAUCCGUUACUC